Molecule: messenger RNA, 1188 nt
Organism: Betta splendens (Siamese fighting fish)
Lineage: Eukaryota; Metazoa; Chordata; Actinopteri; Anabantiformes; Osphronemidae
Gene: pkig
Product: protein kinase (cAMP-dependent, catalytic) inhibitor gamma
Exons: 4
Coding region: 478-714 (78 amino acids)
Biological process (GO): negative regulation of cAMP-dependent protein kinase activity
Cellular component (GO): nucleus; cytoplasm
Molecular function (GO): cAMP-dependent protein kinase inhibitor activity
Source: RefSeq, a predicted model, not a curated record
AGAAGGAUGUCGACUUUCAUGUGAAACGCUUGAUGUUGGGAGAGCACAAAGUGCGGCGUUGGCUCCAGCCCACGAAGGAGUGGGAGCCUCCACAGGCGGCCUGUGAUUGGCUCGCGCACAGCUAACUCCAUUUUGGAGAACAGCUGUUUGGAGACACAACCUUUUCCCGUUGUUUGGAGACGGUACCCUGAGAAAAGCACUCGGGCUUUUUAACACACUCCCUGCGCCUCAACACACGUUUUUUAAAAAAAACAAUCGUGCUUCGGUUUCGACCCAGAUCGACGAGCUGCGUUUUUGUUCGCCUGUCGGGAAACUUAAACGGAAUCCAUGGUGUUCGCUUCCUAUUGUAACAAGUGGAUAACAGGAGGAGACCUGGCCAAGCAUCAUUAAACAGCUGAGACCCGACAAUCAGUCAGAGAAGAGCAGCAACACGUGCUGAAGAGCAGAAGGUGUAAUGAGAGCACAGGCCAUGGACAGAUGAUGGACGUAGAGACGUCGUACUCAGACUUCAUCAACUGUGAUCGCACCGGCCGGAGGAAUGCAGUGCCCGACAUCUCAGGGGAGGGGGCGGUAGCGGGCAGCACCAGUGAACUCACCAAAGACCUGGCUGGGAUGGACCUGAAGGCUGCAGAAGGAGAGGCGGGGGCCUCGCCAGCCCCUGAAGCAGAGACCUCCACCAGCCAAGAUGCCCAGGGAGGCGGAGGUCCAUCCUAAAGUCUGCCAGAGACAAACCCAGAAAGAUGAGGAGCGGCUUGGGCUCGAACCAUCACCUCUUUAUGGGAUGCGAUGCGAUUGUAACAUGGGCAGCAGAGCAGUGGACAAGUGGAAGCUUCAGACCGUUUUCUUUUGUGUCUGGCUCUGUUAGUCAUUUGUGUUCCCGACAGACAAGAAAGCACUGAUUCUUUGUAGAUGGACUGAACACAACUCAUUUAUAAUAACUCAAACUGUUGUUCCAGCCUAAUAUGGAAAUGUGUCAUGGAGAGAAUCUUCAUCACUCAUUAUCUUUGUUUUCUUUCUGCGUGUGUGUGUGUGUUUGUGACCCUUGUGUCUUCUUUUUUUUUAAGUAACGAGCAUAGUUACUAUUAUACAGUCGUGUAUGGACGUAAUCAUAUUUAUUGCUAAAUGUUCAGUGAUAACUUUGUGAUAGCAAUUUUCUUUAUGUAAUAAAAUACUUAUGAAUUACUGUAA